Mesocricetus auratus (golden hamster) is the source of this 928-nucleotide messenger RNA. RefSeq names its product pancreatic beta cell growth factor-like. Gene Ontology annotation, molecular function: signaling receptor activity; oligosaccharide binding; peptidoglycan binding. The transcript has 7 exons. The coding region runs from base 197 to 724 and encodes 175 amino acids. Lineage: Eukaryota; Metazoa; Chordata; Mammalia; Rodentia; Cricetidae. The record is from RefSeq and is a predicted model, not a curated record. Gene Ontology annotation, biological process: positive regulation of cell population proliferation; venom-mediated disruption of cell wall in another organism; response to peptide hormone.
GCAAAAAGGAAGCCUCAGCUCCAGUAAGAAUACACACAAGGUGUCCAGAAGGUCUCUUCUGGCAGGCCAGCUAUAUGAGGGACAGAAUAAGAGAGACUGAGACUUCACUGGUCAGUGGUGAGAUAGAGAUCCUAUUAUAAAAGCACAGUCGUCUCUUUCCUGGCAAAACACCCCAGAUCUCUGCAAGACAGGUACCAUGAUGCUUCCCAUGACCCUCUGUAGGAUGUCUUGGAUGCUGCUUUCCUGCCUGAUGUUCCUUUCUUGGGUGGAAGGUGAAGAAUCUCAAAAGAAACUGCCUUCUUCACGUAUAACCUGUCCUCAAGGCUCUGUAGCCUAUGGGUCCUAUUGCUAUUCACUGAUUUUGAUACCACAGACCUGGUCUAAUGCAGAACUAUCCUGCCAGAUGCAUUUCUCAGGACACCUGGCAUUUCUUCUCAGUACUGGUGAAAUUACCUUCGUGUCCUCCCUUGUGAAGAACAGUUUGACGGCCUACCAGUACAUCUGGAUUGGACUCCAUGAUCCCUCACAUGGUACACUACCCAACGGAAGUGGAUGGAAGUGGAGCAGUUCCAAUGUGCUGACCUUCUAUAACUGGGAGAGGAACCCCUCUAUUGCUGCUGACCGUGGUUAUUGUGCAGUUUUGUCUCAGAAAUCAGGUUUUCAGAAGUGGAGAGAUUUUAAUUGUGAAAAUGAGCUUCCCUAUAUCUGCAAAUUCAAGGUCUAGGGCAGUUCUAAUUUCAACAGCUUGAAAAUAUUAUGAAGCUCACAUGGACAAGGAAGCAAGUAUGAGGAUUCACUCAGGAAGAGCAAGCUCUGCCUACACACCCACACCAAUUCCCUUAUAUCAUCUCUGCUGUUUUUCUAUCAGUAUAUUCUGUGGUGGCUGUAACCUAAAGGCUCAGAGAACAAAAAUAAAAUGUCAUCAACA